AAGAGGGAGGGCAGCCAGCCAUGGUGGUUUCGAAUCUGCGGGUGGCGCACUACUGGCUGGAUCACGUCUAUGGCGCUCUCAUGUACAGGCUCAGGCUCUCGCCACCCUUCUUCUCCAAUGGCUGGGGUGGCGCCAGGUUAGUGCUCCUGGAACAGCUCACGCGGCAGCUCAUAUCGCAGGGCCUCGCCAAUUUCUCGGUUAAGUGCUGGCCGCCGCCACCCAUCGAUCCGGUGUGGCGGACCGUGUGGGAAUCCAAGGCGGCCAAGCUUCAAGAGGGGAUCUUUCCCACGCCCUGCGAUCCGCUCGUCAGGGAAUGCUUGCCGCCUGAGAGCCACAUUGCGCGCGUCCGGCUGCUCAUGCCCCGCAGCGUUCCGGCUCACAAGAUGGCAUGCGUCGUGCACCUCGCAGGCACUGGAGAUCAUGGUUUCGAGAGGCGCUUGCGGCUGGGAGGACCAUUGCUCAAGGAUAACAUCGCCACGCUGGUGCUCGAGAGCCCCUUCUACGGCAAUCGGCGGCCCAGGCUCCAGCGCGGGGCCAAGCUCCUGUGCGUCAGCGACCUGCUUGUUCUCGGCCGAGCAACGAUCGAGGAGGCACGGACGCUGCUCUACUGGCUGGACAAGCAAGCAGGCUUCUCCAAGCUGGGCGUUUGCGGCCUAAGCAUGGGAGGAGUGCAUGCAGCCAUGGUUGGAUCGCUUCAUCCAACGCCGCUUGCAGUCUUGCCACUGCUUUCACCCCACUCGGCCGCGGUGGCCUUCUGCGAGGGGAUCAUGAAGUAUGGAACGGCGUGGGACGUGCUGAUGCGGGACGAGGCAUGCAGCAUGACGCUGGACCAAGUCCGGGAGCGCAUGCGAGCGGUGCUCUCCCUCACGGACGUGACCCGCUUUCCAAUCCCCAAGAACCCCAGAGCCGUCAUCUUUGUGGGUGCCACGAACGAUGGCUACAUCCCAGGCAACUCGAUGCUGGAGCUGCAGCGUGCGUGGCCCGGCUCCGAGGUCCGAUGGGUCACUGGCGGUCAUGUGUCCUCGUUCUUCCUGCACGGCAAGGUGUUCCGGCAAGCCAUCCGGGAUGGAGUCGCGCGCUUGUCUUGACAACCAACAUUCUUUUUUAUUCAUUCCUUCCUUCUGGCC
This is a messenger RNA of Selaginella moellendorffii, 1127 nucleotides long. Its product is annotated as protein ABHD18. The transcript is spliced from 5 exons. Bases 21 to 1088 code for a protein of 355 amino acids. The record is from RefSeq and is a predicted model, not a curated record. Lineage: Eukaryota; Viridiplantae; Streptophyta; Lycopodiopsida; Selaginellales; Selaginellaceae.